CGUUGUUGUAACAAUAAGUUGGUAUCGCGGUAGCGAAGCGCGAGCACAAACGUAAAAUGUUUAUUGCCGUCCAGGCAUUUCGAUACUAGCAUUCGUAGGAAAUUGAAUGUAAAAACUAAAUGUUAAACCCAACCCGGUUAUAAAGUUUCAGAAUUAAUAUUGUAGCGAUGCAAAUUUAUGUGACAUAAAGUUAAUUUCAGACGGUUGGAUCAUAAACUCUUCGAAGACCACUUAAUUAGUACAAAUGGUAGUAGAAUGGCCAUUGGAGUUAUUAGCCGUGAGCCAUUAGUCAUUGGCCAUGAGCCAUCAGAGUUACGGUCAUUGGAGCCACACUAAGGAGGGCAGCCAUAAUAGUGCAACGCAGACAGAAAUAAAGGAACCAGGAACGUUGCCAGCCAGUGGGUGGCGAGGAGUUUAGACUAGAGUUUGGAGGCGUGCCAUAAUGACGCAAGAGUGACGAGGUGGUCACUUGGCCGAUCAAUGUUCGAAUGCCCACCAAUAGGAAAGAUGGGCGAGAGGACCGGACUGCGACUGCGAGGGGAAACACGUGUCCUCCGAAAAGGGCAUGGCCGCAUAUAAAAGGGGAAGGCCGGGAGAGUGAAAGGAAAAAGGAGAUGUAUGGGGAAGAUGUAUGGAAGAGUGAAGGGGGAGAGUGACUCGAGGGUAGUUGCUGAUGGAUGCUUCCUUUACUGCACACUCCAUUUCAAUCAUAACUGUGAUUCUCAGUGCUUCCAUUAUUCCCACAUGGCUGUAAGACCCGCAGUAGACAUCGACCCGACAAAGGAUGAAAAAACUGGCAAGGUGAGGGAGGUGGGAUCGCUGGCCGUUUGGUCGCUCUCAUCUUGUAAACCAGGAUUCGGCGUAGACCAACUGCGGGAUGACAAUUUGGACACUUACUGGCAGUCUGACGGACCACAGCCACACUUAGUGAAUAUCCAGUUUCGUCGCAAGAUGACCAUACAGGAUGUAGCGAUAUACGCUGACUAUAAGUCGGACGAGAGCUACACACCAAGCCGGAUUUCAGUGAGAAUUGGCAACCACUUCAAUGACUUGCAAGAAAUUGAGAUUGUCGAUUUGAACGAACCUACCGGUUGGGUUGUGAUUCCGCUAACAGAUGUGAGCGACAGACCUAUUCGCACGUUCAUGGUGCAGAUUGCUGUGCUGUCGAACCAUCAGAAUGGACGUGACACCCAUAUGAGGCAGAUAAAAAUUCACUCACCUGUCAAUGAUGGUUCUGUGUCAAAAUUUCCCAACUUCACCAGUCUUGAGUGCUCUCAGUUCACCUGUAUACGGUGACAGUUGACAUAUAAAAUGUGGCAUUACUGUACGUAUCUUUAAAACGUCAUGCAGCGAUUGCUAAAACAAACUGAUGACAGAAAGCAUUUCUUCUGGCAGUUAAAGCCAUGAUAUACUUGCAAUACAAGUCGAAUUACGCAGUAGUAUGUUUUAAUUAUCGACUCACAGAAGAUGUUUAUGCUUCUGUGUAUAAUUUCGUGGGAGCCUAACGAGGUGUUGUAAGAUUAUUGAUAUUGCAAAAGGAUUAAUUGAAUAAUAAAUCGUUCAAUGAAUUA
Messenger RNA from Priapulus caudatus, 1571 nucleotides. RefSeq names its product anaphase-promoting complex subunit 10-like. NCBI's taxonomy places the organism in Eukaryota, Metazoa, Priapulida, Priapulimorpha, Priapulimorphida, Priapulidae. Gene Ontology annotation, biological process: anaphase-promoting complex-dependent catabolic process; protein K11-linked ubiquitination. The record is from RefSeq and is a predicted model, not a curated record. Gene Ontology annotation, cellular component: anaphase-promoting complex. The coding region runs from base 619 to 1296 and encodes 225 amino acids. The transcript has 2 exons.